Molecule: messenger RNA, 2901 nt
Organism: Oryzias latipes (Japanese medaka)
Lineage: Eukaryota; Metazoa; Chordata; Actinopteri; Beloniformes; Adrianichthyidae
Product: bifunctional 3'-phosphoadenosine 5'-phosphosulfate synthase 2
Biological process (GO): sulfate assimilation; 3'-phosphoadenosine 5'-phosphosulfate biosynthetic process
Molecular function (GO): adenylylsulfate kinase activity; ATP binding; sulfate adenylyltransferase (ATP) activity
Source: RefSeq, a predicted model, not a curated record
UGAGUCAUCGCUGCCUCUGCACGCUGACUCCGGUUCGGGUCCCACAGCACCGAGCCUGUCUUGGUUCUCCGUCCCGCCUCGGCAUUGGCUCCUACACGACCAAUUAUGUAAAUGUAUUUGCACGUCGGACGAAGAGGGAGGACCCGGGGAAGGGCCAGUCGAAUGCUACGUGUCUUGAAAGUCCCUUUAAAAAUCUCAAAUCGCCUCGUUCUCCGUGCAAAACUUUUCGGUGCCAACAAUUCCAGGGAGCGCACAGCACAGGCCUGCCCGUGAGAAGAGCUCCGAGCCCGGUGUCCCGCAGCGUUAACCCGGCGUUAACCCCCAGCAACAUGUCCGGAGUGAAAAAGCUUCGUACGGAUCUCAACCGGGCGACCAAUGUGGUGUACCAGGCCCACCAUGUGAGCCGGAGCAAGAGGGGGCAAGUAGUGGGCACCCGAGGGGGAUUCAGGGGCUGCACCAUCUGGCUCACUGGCUUGUCUGGUGCUGGAAAGACUACAAUCAGUUUUGCUCUGGAGGAGUAUCUAGUAUCCCACGCCAUCCCUUGCUACUCGCUGGACGGAGACAACAUUCGUCACGGUUUGAACAAGAAUCUGGGCUUUUCCUCUGAAGAUCGUGAGGAAAACAUCCGGCGUGUUGCUGAGGUGGCCAAACUGUUUGCUGAUGCUGGCCUCGUGUGCAUCACCAGCUUCAUCUCUCCUUUUGCACAGGAUCGCAGUGAGGCGAGGAGGAUCCAUCAGAGUUCGGGGCUGCCAUUUUUUGAAGUGUUUGUCCACGCUACUCUUGAAGUGUGUGAAAGCAGGGACGUUAAAGGACUUUACAAGAAGGCCCGUGCUGGAGAGAUUAAGGGAUUCACAGGGAUUGACUCAAAUUACGAGCGUCCAGAGGCACCGGAGCUUGUUCUGAAAACUGGAGAGCUCUCCGUAAACGAAUGUCUCCAGCAAAUAUUGGAACUGCUUAGGGAGCAGAAUAUUGUUCCAGGGGAGAUCAUGGAGGAGGUGAACGAGCUCUUUGUCCCCGAGAACAAGCUGAGUCUCGCCGUGGCUGAUGCAAACAGUCUGCCCACCAUUAGCAUCACCAAGUUGGAUCUACAGUGGGUUCAGGUCUUAGCUGAAGGCUGGGCCAGUCCUUUAAAAGGCUUCAUGAGGGAGAGGGAGUUCCUCCAGGUUAUGCACUUUGGCAACUUAUUGGAUGGUGGAGCCAUCAACAUGUCUAUUCCCAUCGUGCUCCCCGUGACCAUGGAGACCAAGCAGGAGCUGGACGGCCACGCCGCUGUAGCUCUGGAGUACCAGGGCUCACGAGUGGCCAUCCUCCGAAACCCAGAGUUUUACGAGCACCGUAAGGAGGAGCGCUGCGCCAGACAGUGGGGCACCACCUGUCCACAGCACCCCUACAUCAAGAUGGUAAUGGAGGGAGGUGACUGGCUGGUCGGCGGCGACUUGGAGGUCCUGGAGAGAAUCAAGUGGAACGACGGACUCGACCACUACCGCCUCACUCCCAAGGAGCUCAAGCGAAAGUUCAAAGACAUGGGAUCAGAUGCCAUAUUUGCUUUCCAACUGCGUAAUCCGGUCCACAACGGUCACGCCUUGCUCAUGCAAGACACUAAGCGCCGCCUGCUGGAGCGAGGCUACAAAAACCCUGUCCUUCUCCUUCACCCGCUCGGAGGUUGGACCAAAGAUGAUGACGUACCUCUGGAGUGGAGGAUGAAGCAGCAUGCCGCCGUCCUGGAGGAGGGGGUCCUGGACCCGGCCAACACCAUCGUCGCCAUCUUCCCUUCUCCUAUGAUGUACGCUGGACCGACAGAGGUUCAGUGGCACUGUAGAGCCAGGAUGAUCGCUGGAGCCAACUUUUACAUCGUAGGCCGGGACCCUGCAGGCAUGCCCCACCCAGAGACAAAGAAAGACUUGUAUGAGCCCACCCAUGGAGGGAAAGUUCUCACCAUGGCUCCUGGCCUCACCUCGGUGGAGAUCAUCCCCUUUAGAGUCGCUGCGUACAACAAGGCCAAGAAGGCUAUGGACUUUUACUCCCCAGAACGUAAUGCUGAGUUUGAGUUCAUCUCUGGAACCAAGAUGAGGAACUUGGCUCGCACUGGAGAGAACCCCCCUGAUGGUUUCAUGGCCCCUAAAGCAUGGAAGGUGUUGGUGGAGUACUAUACUUCUCUACAGAAGAACAAGUAACUGAUGUUCAGCUCUCAAGACAACCAGCAUAACUUAAAAAAAAUACUUAGCUCUUAAUGGAUUGGAAUAUUUACACUCUUUUUUCCUUCUUUAAGUCACUUACUCUUUAUAAAUAGAAUGAACUUUACUUUUCAUAAACAAUUCAUUUCUGUGGAGAAUGAAUCAUCUGUGUUCUAAAAAUUUCAGAAAUCCUAAGAACUAAAAGUAUUUUAACAUUCCAAUACAAUGAUGCAGUAUCUAAACCCAUUAUUAUUUUUUUAUGCAUAAUAACUUAAUAUUUAAUAAGUUAAACCUGAGAUUAUUUUUUAUUUUGUAUGAUAUAUGUUUAGAAGCACAUUCCAAGAAUGGAAAAUCAUAAUGUCUUUUCAUAUUUUGAAGGAACAGAAACAAAUCUAUGUACUUGUCACUUUUUAUAUAGCAUUUUAACAUGACAAUUAUAGAACUGUUUUUGUAUUAAACCUGAAAGAAAAGAACUUUGUAGUUUUAUCACUGCAUACAACAGCUACCUUUAUAGGUGUAUUGUUUUUAUAAUGUGAAAGUGCCUUUUUAUUCUUCUCUUGUCUUUAUAAAACUGAAUUUUAAUUUUCUUGCUGUUAUUUUAACUGAAACGUCCAAGAUCUUUAUGGCAUUAUGAACUGGGUGUGUACAUUGUUUUAAUGGAAACUUGCUGCUUUAGAAAUAACCUGGAAAAAGCAAUGAAUAAAAUGAAGUUCUUUCUCGUUAUGAA